Molecule: messenger RNA, 1470 nt
Organism: Funneliformis caledonium
Lineage: Eukaryota; Fungi; Glomeromycota; Glomeromycetes; Glomerales; Glomeraceae
Source: the annotation of a GenBank genome assembly
AUGAAUCGAUCAAAAUCUUCUAUAUCAACUGAAUAUAAUAACUUGGGUCUACACUCUGGUGCUGCCGCAGGUAACCUUGGAUUGGUAAAAUUUGCAUUAGAUCAUGGUCAACCAAUCGAUUCCGUGUUGAACGGGGUCUUACCAAUCCAUGUCGCGUGUAUAAACGGAAACGUAUCUGUAGUACAAUACCUCAUUGAACGGGGUGCGGACGUGAACGCCCCAAGACUCUCACACAAAUUUAAUGGUACCGAAAAAAAUAGGGCAACGGAUCAGACAGUAGGAACAACUGGAUCAACCGCAUUACAUUUUGCUGCCGCGAACGGAUGUACUCAAACAGUUGAACUAUUAUUAAAAAAGGGUGCAAGGGUGGACGUUGCCGACAAAUACGGUUCAACUCCAUUAUCGGUAGCAAUGGCAAAAAAUCAUGCUGAUGUCAUUGAACUCUUGAAAAUAUAUGGUGCGAUUCAGGCCGCCGAGAAACAAAAAUUUAUUGUGAUGGACGCUUCUAGCUCUUCAAUACACAUCCCAACCACAACGAAAUCUUCGAAAAGUUCAAAAGACAAAUCAUCAAAAAGUGCGAAAAAGACGAAGAAACCCACUGUUGUAUUUCCAAUUCCAAAAGAUCACCAAUUCAAUUCUAAAUCGAUCAAGACGCGUCGACCCAGUUUACCCGUUCAAUUAACUGAAUCAGAUGAAAUAAAUAAUGAUUCUAUGGAAAGUGUACUUUUAAAGAGACAACCUUCAAAGUCAAUGGAAUUGCCUUCACAUUUAAAAUCAAGGGAUGAUAUUUUUAGGGAUGAUGGAUUUAUUAGUGAUAACCAUGAAACAAUGAUUAUUGAAUCGUCAGAUAAACCUUCAAUAGAUAUACCUUAUCACUCAUUGGACGAAUCUUCUUUACCCGAAGUUAAAAAACUAAAGUCACCAACAAAAGAACUUUUUCGUAAAAGUUUAACUCUUACAAGACAAUUAACUUCGACUUCUUUAACUUCUUUAACGUCAUCAAAAAGUCGUUCGCCUGAUCGUCGAUUUUCAUUUUCUUCUUCACCUGCUACUCCACAAUCAAAUCCAUCUGCUACUUCUCUUCUAAUGACCUCUCCAGAAAUACCCAGUUCUCCGUCGACCACUUCUACAAUGCCUACAGAAUACGGUGGUGAUCCUGAUUUCAUUUCAUUACCUCCUGCAAUUACAGAGAAAAAGAAGAGAAGGUCAACAGAUCCUUUACGUGACUUGAAAUCGAGAAGAUGGAGAUCAAAUGAGGCAAAUGAUGAUGGUGCAUUGACGCGUUCAAUUUCCGAAGGUGGUAGCGGUGUGAACUUUUUUUUCACUCCACAAAGCAAAAAGCAACAUACUUCUUCGGAAAACUUUCAACCUGCAGAAAGCAAUGGUAGCAGUAGAAAGUCUUCAUUUUCUAUGAAAGGAUUAUUUGGAAAAUUAACGGAUUUGGUUUUGGGAAAAUAUCAAAGUCAAUAA